CUUUCUCAUUUAGAAGUGCCCAUUUAUUCUUACCUUAUCUCCAACUUAUACAAAUCUUUCUAGUCUCACACUCCAACGAAAAUAACAGAAAAACAACAAUGGCCUCCCUAAUAGAAAACCAUAAUCUUCUCAUUGUCAUCUUCUUACUACUUCCACUUCUUGCUCAAAUUUCAUCAUCUGAAACUACUCAACCCCCAAUUAUUCUUCAGCCUUACAUAAUCGAUUAUCAAAACGGCACCGUUUUACGAUACAAUAGUACCACCCCACCCACCGUCGUCCCACCUCCAAAUGAUGCUCAUGUGCAAUCCAAAGACAUCACCUUCCCUGCUUCUUCGGACCGCAAUCUCCGGGCUCGGGUUUUUCUACCAGCCCAUCCUGACCCGCACCGGAAGAUCCCUGUUCUUGUAUACUUUCACGGAGGAGCCUUCUGCAUUGGUGCCCCAUUCUACAGUGGUGACAGCAAUUUUGUGGCUAGGGUCGCGGCUGAGGUCGGGGUUCUUGCAGUUGCCAUAGAUUAUCGCCUGUACCCGGAGUUUACGGUUCCCGCCCCUUUUGAAGACGCAUGGGCUUCCCUCCAGUGGAUAGUAGCCCAUGCGUCUAGUACUGGGCCUGACCACGACCCGUGGCUAGCCCGGUAUGGAGAUCUCCAGAGGAUCUAUGUUGGAGGGGAUAGUGCAGGGGGUACAAUAGCUCAUAAUUUAGCGAUGAAGGCCGGGCUUAGACCCAACACACGCUUCAUAGGCCUCUUCUUGGCUAUGCCAUAUUUCCUCGGGUCGAAACGGGUUCCACUCGAGCCCGAGGGUAUCGCAUCCUCCACUAAUUCUAAAGUAUGGUCUUAUGUUUGUAACAAUUGUACAAAUGGGGUCGAUAAUGGGUUCAUCAACCCAUUUGGGCCCGAGGCACCGAGCAUUACCCACCUCGGGUGUAAAAAGUUGUUGGUUUACACAGCCGAGGUGGAUGAGCUUCGGGCCCGUGGGAUAUGGUACUACAAAAUGGUUAAGGCAAGCAAGUGGGCUGGUCAGGCCGAAUGGAUCGAGGCCAAGGGGGAAACCCAUGUAUUCCACAUAAUAAAACCAGACGAGCCAGCAACAACUAUAAUGAUUCAAGAUUUGUCAACUUUCAUAAAUGCUGAUUGAUGUUUUUCCUGGCUUGGUAAUGGUCAUUAUGAAUUUAUGAUCA
Molecule: messenger RNA, 1179 nt
Organism: Spinacia oleracea (spinach)
Lineage: Eukaryota; Viridiplantae; Streptophyta; Magnoliopsida; Caryophyllales; Amaranthaceae
Product: 2-hydroxyisoflavanone dehydratase-like
Exons: 1
Coding region: 99-1136 (345 amino acids)
Molecular function (GO): hydrolase activity
Source: RefSeq, a predicted model, not a curated record